Diprion similis is the source of this 435-nucleotide messenger RNA. RefSeq names its product CKLF-like MARVEL transmembrane domain-containing protein 4. The record is from RefSeq and is a predicted model, not a curated record. NCBI's taxonomy places the organism in Eukaryota, Metazoa, Arthropoda, Insecta, Hymenoptera, Diprionidae. Gene Ontology annotation, cellular component: membrane. Bases 1 to 435 code for a protein of 144 amino acids. The transcript is spliced from 5 exons.
AUGGAAUUGCAGACGGCUAAUUCGAUUGCAGCACUAUCACUGCGAGCCUUUGUCUCCUUUUCCUUGUUUACAUUUGAAACAAUUGCUUACGUAAAAGUGCUAGCAAUCUUCUGCAUGUGCCUUGCUUCGCCGGCGCGACUUCAUGCCACCAGUUUUUUCCUUUUCGUCGCAUCGACGGCCUUCAUAGCUACUAUUCUGUGGACCUUCAUCUACCUUUUCUCAAUACGCGAGGCUCUCAAGCUUCCUAUCAAUUGGAUUCUUUCGGAAUUCAUCAAUACCGGCGUGUUCACCUUUCUGUACGCGAUUGCUUUCAUCACUCAGCUUUCCGCGUGGGGAUCAGUAUGGGGAGAUGGGAAAGCAGCUAAUAUCGCCGCGGGGAUAUUCAUUAAAUUUCCAUUGCUCUUCGAAUUCGCGAGGUACAGACUUUUAUCGUAA